Ictalurus furcatus (blue catfish) is the source of this 3031-nucleotide messenger RNA. RefSeq names its product acyl-CoA synthetase long chain family member 4b (gene acsl4b). Bases 121 to 2133 code for a protein of 670 amino acids. Gene Ontology annotation, biological process: long-chain fatty acid metabolic process; long-chain fatty-acyl-CoA metabolic process; neuron differentiation. The record is from RefSeq and is a predicted model, not a curated record. Lineage: Eukaryota; Metazoa; Chordata; Actinopteri; Siluriformes; Ictaluridae. Gene Ontology annotation, molecular function: arachidonate-CoA ligase activity. Gene Ontology annotation, cellular component: endoplasmic reticulum; plasma membrane; lipid droplet. The transcript is spliced from 15 exons.
AGAGAAACAGUAAGAGGGAGGAGUGUGAAUGUGGGAGGAGAAAGAGUGAGAGAGGAAGAGAAAAGCUUCGUCCCGCUGUCAGAAAGUGGAAAGACUUCUGAGAUUGCGUACAGUAGAGUGAUGGCUGAGUGUGUGAGAGCGCGCAGUGUGUCGGGGAAUCCUGAGGGGCCGUACCGGGCGGUGCAGUGUCUGGAUGGUCUGGUGCAGCAGGAGUUUGAGGGAAUGGACACGCUGGAUAAACUGUUCCGUUACGCAGUGGGAAAAUUCACACACUCGCCCUGUAUAGGGAGCAGGGAGGUCCUCUCACUGGAGAAUGAGACGCAGCCCAACGGCAAAGUCUUCCAGAAGCUGGUCCUGGGUCAGUAUAAGUGGAAGUCAUAUAAGGAAGUGGAUCAUCUAGUGAACCUCCUGGGCAGUGGCCUGUCUGCUUUGGGUCAGAAGUCACGCAGCUGCAUCGCCAUCUUCUGUGAGACAAGAGAGGAGUGGAUGAUCACAGCACAGGCCUGCUUCAGAUUCAACUACCCCUUGGUGACACUCUAUGCUACACUAGGUGAAGAUGCAGUGGCAUUUGGGCUGAGUCAAUGUGGAGCCACACACCUCGUCACUAGCAAGGAACUGCUAGAAACCAAGCUGAAGGCGGUGUUGCCAGAUGUUGUGGGUCUGAAGCAUGUGAUCUAUGCGGGCAGUGGAAGUGUAUCUGUGGAAAAUUACCCACAAUCCCUCAGCAUCCACAGCUUACAGGAAGUGAUGGAUCUCGGAGACAAACCUGAGAACUUGAGUGUGCAGUGUGAUGCUCCCUCUCCGUCUGAUCUUGCUGUAGUGAUGUACACUAGCGGCUCCACGGGUCGUCCUAAAGGAGUGAUGAUGCACCACAGUAACCUCAUCGCAGGAAUGGCUGGCCAAUGCCAGAGAAUUCCGGAUCUCGGGCCUGAAGACUCAUAUGUUGGUUAUCUUCCAUUGGCUCAUGUACUGGAGCUGACAGCCGAAAUAUCCUGUCUGAGUCACGGCUGCCGGAUCGGAUACUCGUCACCACUCACACUCUCAGACCAGUCCAGUAAGAUAAAGCAAGGCUGUAAGGGAGACUGCACCGUGCUCAAGCCCACACUGAUCGCUGCUGUCCCAGAGAUUAUGGACCGUAUCUAUAAGAAUGUGAUGAGUAAGGUAGCACAGAUGAACACACUUCAGAGGAUGCUGUUCAAUAUGGCCUACAAAUACAAAGUGCAGCAGCUGGAACAUGGAGCAGAUACACGCAUAUUUAAUAUGAUGGUGUUUAAGCGUGUAUCCAUGUUGCUGGGGGGGUGUGUGAGGUUGAUGCUCUGUGGUGGAGCUCCUCUCUCUCCUGACACACACCGCUUCAUUAAAGUAUGUUUCUGCCCCAUUGGCAUCGGUUACGGCCUCACAGAGACCUGCGGGGCGGCAACCAUCUCUGAGUUCUCUGAUUAUACCACAGGACGUGUCGGGGCACCUCUCAUCUGCUCUGAAGUCAAGCUACGAGACUGGCCUGAGGGAAGAUACACCAGUCAGGACAAGCCCCACCCCCGAGGUGAGAUUCUGCUAGGUGGGCCAAACGUUGCCAUGGGUUACUACGGGAGUGAGGUUGAGGGGCACAGUGGGGAAUUUUGGGUAGACGAGGCAGGGCAGCGCUGGUUCUGUACCGGUGACAUAGGGGAGGUGCAUCCUGACGGCUGCCUGCAGAUUGUCGACCGUAAGAAGGACUUGGUGAAGCUACAGGCAGGUGAAUAUGUGUCUCUGGCAAGGGUGGAGGGGGCACUGAAGAACUGUCCGCUAAUUGACAACAUCUGCGUCUAUGCUGACAGCAAUCAGAACUACGUCAUCAGCUUUGUGGUGCCCAAUCAGAAGCAGCUGACUGAACUGGCCAAUAGGAAUGGUAUUGAGGGCAAGUGGGAAGAGAUCUGUGAUCAUGCCACACUGGAACAGGAAGUCCUAAAAGCUAUUAAAGAGGUUGCAACAACAAAUAAGCUGCAGAGGUUUGAGGUUCCCAUGAAGGUGCGUCUCAGUUCUCAGGCCUGGACUCCGGAGACAGGACUCGUUACUGAUGCCUUUAAGCUGAAGAGAAAAGAUUUACAGACACACUACCAACAUGACAUUGAGAGGAUGUACGGAGCCAAAUAACACACACAAGCACACACGCACACAAACACACACACACAGGAUAUAAGUACUUGUAAGAAGAGAUGAUGUGCUGCCCCCUGGUGGAUCCAUAAACAUAAACCACCAUAUUGAGAAGUACUCCGUGUUUAUCAACACAAACAAGGAGAAUUUAUGAUUUUAUACAAAUUUUCAAACAAUAAACAUAUCUAAUGAAGAAAAGUCACAAUACAUUUGAUUCUGUUAGUUAUCAUUUUUAAUAAAGUACCGAGUGAGGGACUCUGUACUCGGGACUUAGUACUCAGUAGAGUGCACAGUGUCUGUAGCACAAAUAUCAACAUGAUAGUUUACUAUUCCUCUGAGUGGCAUUUCUGACAUUUAGCAGAGACUUCUAUUUUCCUAAAUGCUUAUAUUUAUAUAAAGACAGCAGUGUGUGUGCAUGUGUGGGUGUGUGUGUUUGUGUCUGAGUGGGUGUGUGGGUUGGGUGGUUGUGUGAGUGUGAGUGAGAAACUAGUUGUUCUGGACCAACUGGAAAUACCAGGUGUGAAAUAAUGGAGGUUCAUCUGCUUUAAACUGUGUUAAUAAAUUCAACUCAAAAGUACAACAUGACAAUGAGGUUUAAAGAUGAGUUUAAAUGGUUAAAUACAAUUAUUUGUGUCUCUUCACAGUUUUAUAUGUCUUUGUCCAUUUUCUGUCAGUGUGCAAAUCUUACCGAGCUCAGUUAGCCUGUUAGCCAUAAUUUCACAGGGUUGCAGUUUUAUAGACAGAGAGUGUUUUUAAUGGAUCAUAUGUUUAUUUUGAUAAAGAUUACAUUUCUUCUGAUUUCUGAACUGGGUCUUAUUUCAAUUCACCUUGUUUUAAAAAGCACUUUUGUUAAACAGUGAUUUUUAUAAAUAAUAAAGACCAAUGACUUUGAUACAAA